Molecule: messenger RNA, 4845 nt
Organism: Amorphotheca resinae ATCC 22711
Lineage: Eukaryota; Fungi; Ascomycota; Leotiomycetes; Helotiales; Amorphothecaceae
Exons: 4
Coding region: 1-4845 (1614 amino acids)
Biological process (GO): intracellular transport
Molecular function (GO): nucleic acid binding; ATP binding
Source: RefSeq, a predicted model, not a curated record
AUGGCCGAAGAGGCGGAUCGCGACCAUGUCCAUAAGGAUGAUGCGGCAACGAUGGCUGCCAGUGAAGAGCUGAAGCAUACAACUAUCUCAGAUAAAGUCAACAUGACACCAGAGAAGGAGGCUCCGAUCCCAAGGCUCGAGCCACCUCGAGAAGAUAAGGAUGUGGAGGAGCAAACGAAGACGGGCGCAGCUGAGGGAGAUUCGACCGAGGCAAAACACGAGGAGAUGAAGGAGAGCAUAUCGUCGCCAAAGAAGAAACGAGGCCGCGAUUUUGAAGAUGAUAGCAAAGAUGUGGAGGGCAGCGGGGCCGAGGAUGGUUCCAACGGGGGUGCCCUUGGAUCUGAACCAGAGAAGAAGCGCCCCCGCGAUACUUCUGAGGAUUCACCAAAGAUAUCAACAAAGACCGAGACUUCAUCAACAUCAGAGAAACCUAUUUUUGGUAGCGGACUUAGCAGCAUACCACAGACAUCUUCCUCGGCCUUCGCAAGCUCGGGAUUCGGUGCCCUUGCAUCUUCAAGCGUCUCUCCGUUUGGCACUAUUGGAGCAUCAAAACCAAGCAUUUUUGGGGCAAAUGCUCAAACAUCUACAUCUGGAUUUGGCUCCCUGGCAGGCACGAAUCCCUUAGGAACUAGCACUACGAGUGUCCUGGGCGGCGGUUCAGGGAACAAGCCAGCUACGGGAUUUGGAUUCGGGAGUGGGGCUUCUACCUCUGGGUUUGGCACACUUGGAAGUGGCAGUGUAUUUGGCUCCGGUCUGAGCAAUGGCUUCGCAGGCGGUUCAGGUCCCAAACUUUCUAGCUUUGCUGCCCCUGGACAGGAUAUCGCCCCUAGCAAACCUGCAAAGGCUUUCGGUGCACCGGAAAGUGACGAAGAUGAUGGAAGUGAUGAAGAAGAUAGUCAAGACGGGGCAGACAAUGACGAGGAAGAGGGCUCUAAAGUCUCUCAAGAGGAUAAGAAGAAGUUAAAAUUAGCUAAAGUUCAUGUUGAGGACGGAGAAGCCGGUGAAGUAACUCUAUUACAACUGCGCGCAAAGCUAUUUGCAUUAGAUUCCAAAGAAGUAGGGUGGAAGGAACGAGGUGUUGGGACUUUGAAGAUUAAUGUUCCCAAGUCGUGUGCCAGCUUUGAUGAAAAUGGGGCUCCAAUACCAGGAUCCUUUGAUAUAUCUGGGCUUGAGGACGAGGAUGAAGAGAAGCCCAAUGCUCCUAGGGUUCCACGUCUUAUUAUGCGCCAAGAAAAUACUCACCGUGUCAUUCUCAACACCAUCAUUGUCCGUGCGAUGGAGUUCAAAGACAAGCCAUCUACCAAUGCAGCACAAAUCCUCUUCACAGCGUUUGAGGGCGAUAAGGAACCCAAGCCUAUCAACAUGCUUCUGAAGGCAACUACCGUGUCUAAUAAGAUAAACCGGAAGCGCAAAAGGAAAAGUAUUGAUGACCUAGGAUCUCCCCCAGUUGCAACAGAUUCCAACACCGUCCCGAACGACGAAGACUCCUCCCCAACUACCGCAACGAUCCCCACAAAGACGCACGAUGGCGACUCCAAACCUGGACGAGUCUCGAAACCAAAAUCCCACUCCACACUCUCCCGCAGCACCUCCACUUUCUCCAAUCCCGUCACCAGCGACAUCCCAUGGCCCGCCUCCAUCCAACAACUCGAAAAGACGCAUCGAGCACUAAACCUCGUCUUCACGUUCUGCAGUACUCGUAAACACCUUGCCACGACCUUUGAUACGAUAAAAAGCGCUGUGGAGGAACAUAUCAAACGCGAAUUGAAGGUCGAGGAUGUGGCAAAGAUAGUAGCGUUACGGCCUGGCGGGAUGCGGUUCCAAUAUGUGGACGAGGCAAUGUUGCAGGUUGAUGUGCGGGGCAGCGAGAGGGACGAUACGUUUAAGAGCGGGCGGGCGAAGAGCUGGCAUACUCCGAGUCCGGCGCCAGAUGUGUCGGUGGGUGGAAUUACUGGCGAUGAGGGGUUGGGCCAUCAGGGGGGAGCUACAGGGGAUGGGAAACAGGUACUGUUCUUUGAGUUCAUUGACGGGGACUUGAAGAGGGAGACGCAGAGUAAGAAGACGGGGGAGCCGACCAAGCCAACGAAGAAGCUAAGGGAUGAAGAUUUGAAGAUGCCGGUCUUCAGUCAGAAGCAGAUGAUGGGGUUAAUCGAGAAGAGAAAUUUAAAAUUUGGGAAUGCAAUCAAUGCAUUCUUGAAUCGGUGUUCUGCUGAGGGGAAGGCGCCAGAAGAGACUCUAGAGAUGGAGGCUGAGGCGUAUAUCCCUAAUCCUGCGUCGACGAGGAGUACUACUCCAAGACCGGACUUCAGUGUUUUACCCAAGAACAUCCCUAAGGAACGAAAGCCGAUGUCUGAGAUUAUUCAGGAGCUUAAAGAUAGUGAGUGGUAUACUGGGCAAAUUGUGCCCGAUGGCCAUCGGGUAUUUGAUCCCCAGGAACCCGUCUACGGGGACUUGAAUUUCCGGCUUAGCCAGAACUUAGUCAACGCCCUGUAUAACACGAAGAACAUCACCCAAUUUUAUGCUCAUCAGGCCGAAGCAAUAAAUAAUCUCCAUGACGGUCAUCAUGUGAUUGUCGCCACUUCUACGAGCUCGGGCAAGUCUCUCAUUUAUCAAAUUCCAGUCCUUCACGAGCUUGAGCGAGAUCACAAUACAAGAGCGAUGUAUAUAUUUCCUACCAAGGCUCUCGCCCAGGAUCAAAGGCGAAGUUUGAAAGAGAUGAUGAGUUUUAUGACCGGACUCGAGGAUACAAUUGUUGAGACAUUCGACGGAGAUACCCCGAUGGCGGAUAGAAACCUGAUCCGUGAUCAAGGCAGAAUCAUCUUCACAAAUCCGGACAUGCUUCACAUCACUAUUCUUCCACAGGAAGAGAAAUGGAGAACCUUCCUGCAGAACCUGAAAUAUGUAGUCGUCGAUGAAAUCCACGUCUAUAAUGGGCUUUUUGGAUCACAUGUGGCUCUCAUAAUGCGGCGACUGAGAAGGAUAUGUGCAGCAGUGGGAAACCGCCAUAUUAAGUUUAUUUCUUGCUCCGCUACAGUGGCCAAUCCCGAAGAGCAUUUCAAGACUAUUUUUGGAAUCGAGAAUGUUCGGAUGACGGAUUUUGAUGGUUCUCCAUCUGGGAGAAAGGAGUUUCUUUGCUGGAAUACUCCUUUCAAGGAUCCUGGGGAUCCGGCCAGUGGACGUGGCGACGCAAUGGCUGAAGCGGCUAGACUAUUUUGCCAAUUAAUAUUGAGGGGUGUGCGAGUUAUAGCAUUUUGCAGAAUUCGGAAGGGAUGUGAGGCGCUCAUUGCGGCUGUAAAGCAAGAACUCACUACUCUGGAACGACCAGAAGUCAUAGCUCGAGUCAUGGGCUAUCGAGGUGGAUACACACCACAAGAUAGAAGACGAAUUGAGAGUGAAAUGUUUGAGGGAAAACUGAUGGGCAUCGUCGCAACAACAGCUCUUGAACUGGGUGUUGAUAUUGGUUCCCUAGAUGCCGUUAUCACAGUCGGAUUUCCAUACACCAUCGCGAAUCUGCGCCAGCAAAGCGGACGUGCUGGUCGCAGGAACAAGGACUCGUUAUCUGUUCUUCUUGGAGAUCACUUCCCAACAGAUCAGUACUACAUGAGCAAUCCGGACGAAAUUUUCAUGAAGCCCAAUUGUGAGCUGCAAGUUGAUCUGCAGAAUAUGCUGGUAUUGGAGGGACAUAUCCAGUGCGCUGCGUACGAAAUGCCCAUCCGCCCUGAUGAAGAUAUCAUUUAUUUUGGUAACAGCCUGAAGGAAAUAGCAGAGGGGAGAUUGGUCAAGGAUGAGCUUGGCUUCUAUCAUUGCAAUGAACGCUUCCGACCCAUGCCCUCUAAGUUCGUAUCCAUUCGCGACACUGAGGAGGAGCAUUUUGCAAUCAUAGAUAUCAGUCAUGGCAAGAAUAUAGUUCUAGAGGAACUCGAAGCGUCCCGAGCGUUCUUCACCCUCUACGAUGGCGGCAUCUUUCUGCACCAAGGAAACAGUUAUUUGGUCAAGGAUUUCAAUCCGGACCGCAAAAUUGCGAAAGUUGAACGAGUCCAUGUGGAGUGGACGACUCUACAACGCGACUAUACCGAUGUUGACCCCAUCGAAACUGAAGCCAUCCGACGAAUCCCUGGCUCCCUCUGUAGAGCUUUCUAUGGUCCAAUAAAGAUCCAGCAAGUUGUUUUCGGCUUCUUCAAAGUCGACAAGAAACGCCGAAUCCUCGACGCCGUGCAAGUUGAUAAUCCGCCCAUCAUCAUACUCAGCAAGGGCAUGUGGCUCGAUAUCCCUCAACGCGCCCUUGAAAUCCUCCAAGAAAGACGUCUGAACGUCGCAGGCGCCAUUCAUGCUGCGGAACACGCAGUCAUAAGCCUGAUGCCCAACUUUGUAAUCAGCAUGCCUGGAGAUGUACGCACCGAGUGCAAAUCUGGCCUCAAGGAAUUUGCCCAGAGGGAAACAUCCCGUAAGCGCCCGGCACGGCUCACAUUCUACGACGCUAAAGGUGGCAAGGGAGGCUCGGGGAUUACAACUAAGGCUUUCGAAUUCAUCGAUUUGCUCCUGAAGCAAGCUCUGAGGCGGGUAGAAGCAUGCCAUUGUCAUCAAGGUUGUGUGGAAUGCGUCGUGAGCGAGUUUUGUAAAGAGGCGAAUGAGGUUAUGAGCAAAGCAGGUAGCGAAGUCAUCCUGAAGAGUUUGCUUGGUAUGGAGAUCGAUAUCGAUGCCUUGCCCAUGGGCCCUGAGGAACUUAGUCCAGCGGGAAUUGAGACGGUGGUUCCGGCAAAGGAAGUUUUACCUAGGGUGGGCUCGCGGGUAGAGGAAGUGGUGGUAGAGAGACAGAGUGGCAUUAAGGAUGAGCCGGCGGAUUGA